AUGUCAUUUCUUAUUGCUUAUAUACAAUAUAUUUACCCAAAAUUAAUUAUUAUAUGGCAUUAUCUCCAUUACAGAGUUUAUUUUCUGCAAAUACUUCUUUUCGCUUCUGAAAAACACCUCUCUACAUACAGAGUUUCUUCUAAAUCUUUUGAUAAAAUUGCAGCAUACUUAUCUUCUCUUAUUAUUGAGUUUGAGUAUUCUAAUUUUAAUAUGAUUUCUAGAAGAAAAAUCAAUGUUCAAGUUAAAGGUAAUGAAGCAAUAUUGGUAUAA
Blepharisma stoltei is the source of this 270-nucleotide messenger RNA. The record is from the annotation of a GenBank genome assembly. NCBI's taxonomy places the organism in Eukaryota, Ciliophora, Heterotrichea, Heterotrichida, Blepharismidae.